This is a messenger RNA of Hirundo rustica (Barn swallow), 1148 nucleotides long. Its product is annotated as inhibin beta C chain-like. Gene Ontology annotation, biological process: SMAD protein signal transduction; BMP signaling pathway. The transcript has 2 exons. Gene Ontology annotation, molecular function: growth factor activity; cytokine activity. Gene Ontology annotation, cellular component: extracellular region. The record is from RefSeq and is a predicted model, not a curated record. NCBI's taxonomy places the organism in Eukaryota, Metazoa, Chordata, Aves, Passeriformes, Hirundinidae. Bases 1 to 1047 code for a protein of 348 amino acids.
AUGGCGGCGAGCGGCUCGGGCCCGUGGCUGCUGCUGGCCGUGGUUCUGUGCGCGGCGGCCGAGCAGCGCUGCCCGUCGUGCCCGGAGGCUUCGGAGAGGCGGCUGCUGGAGGAAGUGGCCAAGAAGCAGCUGCUGGAAAAGCUGCGGCUCCGCGAUCGACCGCGGCUCGCUCACUCCGUGCCACGCUCCGCCGUGGCCCGAGCCCUGCGGCGGCUGCACCGGAGCCCCGGCGUUAGCGGCGAGGAGGAGGAGGAGGAAGAGCAGGGCUACGAGAUCAUCAGUUUCGCCGAGACAGAUCUCACAUCUCCCUCCUCUUUGGGGCUGCAAUUCCAGUUCAGCCAGGCGCAGGACCGGGACUUUCGCAUCCUGCAGGCUCAGCUCUGGCUCUACCUGCGAGUGCCCCGUGCCAGCCUCACCCUGCGGAUCUUCCUGGCCGGUGAAGCCGGGCCCGCGGCCGGGGGGAAUCGCACGCUGCUGGGGGAGAGGCGGCUGAGCGCGGCGGGCAGCGGCUGGCGCUCCUUCGCCCUCCUGCCGGCCCCGCAGAGCUUCCUCGGCGGGCAGAGCCGGACGCUGCGGCUGGAGCUGGAGAGCGGCGGGGACGGGAGGGAUGUGACGGCGCAGGUCAACGCCAGCUGGUCCCACCAACCCUUCCUGGUGGCCAAGGUGAAGGUGAAGGAGCCCGACCACCGCGUGGCCAAGCGCAGCCUCCGCUGCAGCCAGAACUCCGACCUGUGCUGCCGCAAGGAUUACUACGUGGAUUUCCGUGACAUCGGUUGGAACGACUGGAUCAUCAAGCCCGAGGGCUACCAGAUAAACUACUGCGUGGGCCAGUGCCCUCUGCACGUGGCGGGCAGCCCCGGCAUGGCCUCUUCCUUCCACACAGCCGUCUUCAACCUCGUCAAAGCCAACAACAUCCAGGCCUCGGGGCAUUCCUGCUGCGUGCCCACGCGGCGCCGGCCGCUCUCCAUCCUCUACUUCGACCGCAACAGCAAUAUCGUCAAGACUGACAUUCCCGACAUGAUUGUCGACGCUUGUGGCUGCAGUUAGGGCUGGGGGAGCUGUGCUGGGACCCUCCCUUCUCCAGGACUGUCCCUUGGGUGGAGGGGGAGGGAGACGGAGAGCUCCAUGAGCUGGAGUCGGCCCUCGGC